AUGCUACCACGACAAGCCGCGUCGCUAUCACGCGGAUACAAUGCAUCUUCUAGAGCCUCACUUCUCUGCAGAAGAUUGCCCCGAGCGACGCCCGCACAAUUCCGCGCUUCCUUUAGCAAUGGCAGUCCAGCCUCUGCUUCGAGACGCGCUGCCCUACAAACCUCACAAUUGAGCAAGCAAACCCCCACCACCACGGCGAUAAGAACCGCCUCCACAAAACCUCUAGAUGUUCCGCGAUCGCGUUUUGCUCGCUAUGCCUACAGAACAGCAGCAAUGCUUGGCUCUUUCGUCGCCGUUAGCGGUGUUCUGGUCAUCGCCUUCUUCGUCUACGACGCCUACACAUACAACGAAGACCCCAUCGCGACCGACAUUCCCGUCUCAGAACUCGCACUCAGCCCGAGGAGAGGAGGACCAAAGAACCUGCCAAUCGCCGACCACUUCGUAGACGACGAUGAAUGUCCUGAGAAUAAGAAGCUCAAGCACAAGCCAAAGUUGGUCAUAUUGGGUACGGGCUGGGGCAGCGUGGCCCUCCUGAAGCAAUUGAACCAGGAUGACUACCACGUUGUUGUUAUAUCACCGUCCAACACCUUCCUCUUCACACCUAUGCUGCCGUCUGCCACCGUAGGAACACUGGAGCUGCGAUCCCUUGUCGAACCAGUCCGAAAAAUUGUGCGAAGGGUGCGCGGGCAUUUCCUCAAGGCCAAGGCCGAAGACGUCGAGUUCUCCGAGAAGCUCAUCGAAUGCUCAGCUGUCGAUGCCCAUGGUCAGGAGCAAAGAUUCUACGUCCCUUACGAUAAGCUGGUUGUUGGCGUCGGAUCUGUCUCAAACUCCCACGGCGUCAAGGGUCUUGAGCACUGCCACUUCCUCAAGGAUAUCAGCGAUGCUAGACUCAUUCGCAACCAGGUCGUAAAGAAUCUUGAACACGCAUGCUUACCUACAACAUCUGACGAGGAGAGGCGAAGGCUCCUGUCGUUUGUGGUUUGUGGUGGUGGACCCACUGGAGUAGAAUUCGCAGCUGAGCUCUUCGACAUGCUCAACGAGGACCUCUGCAAGCUCUACCCAAGACUUCUUCGCAACGAAAUCUCCGUCCACGUCAUCCAAUCCCGCAGUCAUAUCCUGAACACCUACGAAGAGGCGCUGUCCCAGUACGCUGAGCAACGAUUCGCACACGACUCUGUUGAUAUUCUCACAAAUUCGCGCGUGAAGGAGGUCCAGUCAGACAAGAUCCUCUUCUCACAAAAGGAUGAAAAUGGCAAGGUGGUAGUUAAGGAGAUUCCAAUGGGCUUCUGUCUUUGGUCAACCGGUGUUGCACAGACAGACCUUUGCAAGCGUCUCGCUGCUAAACUUGACGGCCAGAACAACAAGCAUGCCCUCGAAACCGAUACACACCUUCGUCUAAACGGUUCACCCCUCGGCGAUGUAUACGCUAUUGGUGACUGCGCGACUGUCCAAAACAACGUCUCUGACCACAUCGUAAACUUCCUCCGCACCACCGCCUGGGAGAAGGGUAAGGACCCCGAGAAGCUGCAGAUUUCGUACUCAGACUGGCGCGGCAUUGCCAAGCGCGUCAAGCAGCGCUUCCCACAGGCAGCAAAUCACCUUCGCCGCCUGGACAAGCUAUUCGAACAGUAUGACAAGGACAAGUCUGGUACUCUAGACUUUGGCGAGCUUAGAGAGCUUCUCUUCCAGAUUGACUCGAAGCUCACAUCCCUACCCGCCACCGCUCAACGUGCCAACCAGCAGGGUGAAUACCUCGGCCGCAAGUUCAACAAGAUCGCUCAGGCAGCCCCUGGCAUGGCACUCAACAACGUUGACUACGGCGACCUAGACGAUGCAGUAUACAAGGCGUUCGAGUACAAGCAUCUUGGUAGCUUGGCCUACAUUGGCAAUGCAGCUAUCUUCGACUACAACGGCUAUGGCCUGAGCGGUGGUCUGUUGGCCGUCUACCUGUGGAGAGGUGUGUACUUUGCACAGAGUGUGAGCUUCAGGACGAGGUGUUUGCUUGCUAUGGACUGGACUAAGAGAGCACUUUUUGGACGAGACUUGAUGAACUUCUAA
Alternaria postmessia is the source of this 2058-nucleotide messenger RNA. RefSeq lists its product as uncharacterized. Lineage: Eukaryota; Fungi; Ascomycota; Dothideomycetes; Pleosporales; Pleosporaceae. The record is from RefSeq and is a predicted model, not a curated record. The coding region runs from base 1 to 2058 and encodes 685 amino acids. Gene Ontology annotation, molecular function: NADH dehydrogenase activity; calcium ion binding. The transcript has 2 exons.